CUCAUCAAGUAACAAGCAGGCGAAACAAGGAGGAUGUGUGCAUGGCUGAGGGUUUAACAAGUCAGAGGUGAAGUGGUAAUACUUAGAUUAACUUGUCUCCAAAACUCACUUGUUAAUCACACGCUAAAAGAAAGCUCAGAAGGCUGUGUGUGGCUGGGAAGUUCUGCUGUGUACCGGCGGCUAAUGGAUCCCUCUUCUGAUGUUUGUGGCUCUAUAGACCCUAGUUUUGAUCAUGAAGAGGAUGACUCAGAGUGCCACAGAACAUUCUCUCUACUACGAAGUCGUUUUGAGAAAUCAGAGUCUGAGGAUUCAGGUGUUGAGUUGCCUCCAACGUCCCCAUUUGGAUCAGAAAACAGCUACAAUCCUGAGGAGACAGAGAGUUUAGAAAACUCUUCACCUGAGGAGCCAGAGUCCUUAAAAUGUUUCCCAAGCUAUAAAUUAGAUGACUUGAAAGUUUCUUCUUGUGAAGGGAGAGAUGUACUGGAAGAUUGUGCCCUUUCAAAAUCACAGACCCUUAAUUCCUCCAACAGCAACGAUUUAACGAAUACUGCUGUAUCUUCUGCACAAGAGCAGACAAGGGUAAGAAUUGACCUCCCCCUAAAGCUGGAACAAGCAGUUUUGAGGAGCAGAAGACAAAGAAUCAGCACCAGAGAUUCUCACCAUAACCGGACUGGCACUGCUACCCGAAAUUACACAGGAUCCUUGAAGGACCAACGUAGGAUAAAACAACUAUCCGUACGAUCAAGGAGCCCAAACCGAGCGCACCAAGAAAAGGAGGAAAAGGAUCUACUAGCGCUUCCUGGAGAUGGGAUCAGGUACCUUGAGAGUCUAUGUGUUAUGUUGGAGCAGAUAGCGGAGCUGCAGCAGAGGAAUCAGUGUCUGCAACAAGAGAUGAGAGAGGCAGAGGAAAGACAAAACAGAGUCCAUUUUAUAGAUGCAUGUGUUUGUGGUUCUUCUGGUCGUCAUGGGAACAUAGACUUAAAUAUGGCUGAUGGCCCCCUUCCUGAGAUGAAACCUUGGAAGUCCACACACUAUCGAAAAAGAUCCAGCUCUCAUACAGGAGUACUGCAAAGCAUAACCCAGACCAUAGAUAAUAACCUGACAGGAGCAGAGAAGUUGGAGCCUCAUUUCGUGAGUGUUCCAAACCUGCAGGAUGAGGAAAUAUCAAAAACAGAACAGAACUGCAAGUACCCACAGACUGACGCCUCCCAGUGGAAUAAGAUCAAGUAUUUAAUGUCCAAAUUCACACGGAAAGCUGCUGGAGCUGCAGCCGCCCAGGAAAACUCGUUUGCAGGAACACAAAACAACUACAGGUCUCAGGCCCUUCAACAAAAUUCUUCGCCGACACCUAAAAGGUUAUUUUUGCCUUCGCUGGUUAUCAGGCCCCGCAGCCAGAGGCGGCAGUUUGUUUGAACGUUAAUAAACGGAAACUGUGUAUGACAAUGAGGAGCAAAAAACACUUCUGUGUCACUAGUGGGAGAGUAACAGUGAUACUCUGCAGUGAACCGGCAUAUCAAUGCUACUGCUUUGCAAAUAAAAGUAAAAUCACAAGGAGCCAGUAUUGCAUGGGAUACAAUGACAACUUUCUAACAUAAUGGUCUUCUACAUGUCAGUAAGAGGAUUACAGACUAUAUAGGUGCCUUGCACUGUAGCAGAAUGGCUUACUCUCAUACUGUCCACUACCCGCUCUUGGACUUAUGAAGCAAAGUGCUAGAGUGGAAGAUAACGGCACAUAAUGCUCUGCAAGGGAAGGCGUCUUAAUGUUUUUAUCAAGACUAGAAGUCAGUAUACCAGGAGACUGUCACAAAGGGAACCACUUUGAAAGCACACUGUAUAUAAUGUUUAAUGUAUAUUUUUAUUUAUAUUUAAAAUGACGAGUGCACAUUUAUACAGAAACCUAUAACUGUAAAUAUAAACCUAAGUUAUAUGUAUUAGUUUAUUUUAGAAUAAAAGUUUUAUCUUCUA
Messenger RNA from Bombina bombina (fire-bellied toad), 1965 nucleotides. RefSeq lists its product as uncharacterized. The record is from RefSeq and is a predicted model, not a curated record. Bases 184 to 1413 code for a protein of 409 amino acids. Lineage: Eukaryota; Metazoa; Chordata; Amphibia; Anura; Bombinatoridae. The transcript has 7 exons.